AUGUUGUCAUUGAUACCAUAUUUGAGAAGCAAAUUUAACUUUGACUUAUCAACUUUGGACUAUCAUCGUUACAUCAAAAAUUGGGUGAUUGGAGCGAGACGUUUCAUGCUGAAACUUGAUGACAACACAAUUCCUGAAGCAAAGCGAAAGUUUCACUUCUUGUUCUGGUUGGAUUUCUCUGUGAAAAUCUUAUUUUAUAUGAGUGUUGGCUAUUUAACUUAUCGGACUUAUAUGCAGCCAAAAAAGUAA
Messenger RNA from Clunio marinus, 249 nucleotides. Lineage: Eukaryota; Metazoa; Arthropoda; Insecta; Diptera; Chironomidae. The record is from the annotation of a GenBank genome assembly.